Molecule: messenger RNA, 3547 nt
Organism: Pleuronectes platessa (European plaice)
Lineage: Eukaryota; Metazoa; Chordata; Actinopteri; Pleuronectiformes; Pleuronectidae
Product: SUN domain-containing protein 1
Exons: 20
Coding region: 64-2661 (865 amino acids)
Biological process (GO): nuclear envelope organization
Cellular component (GO): nuclear envelope; meiotic nuclear membrane microtubule tethering complex
Molecular function (GO): protein-membrane adaptor activity
Source: RefSeq, a predicted model, not a curated record
CUGCUGCUACAAAGCUGUGUGUCUGUGUUUGUGUGUCAGUGAUGUGUGCGUCUGUUUCCUGUAAUGAGUGACGAGGACCUGUACCUGCAGAGUUGGGGCUGGACUGAUCUCUCCAGCUACUUGUCGUCGGACUCGGAGCCGCAGGUCGUCUCCUCCCUCCAGACCAGGACCAUGUCCAGACUCAGUCUGCGGCUCGAUACCAGUCUGUUGGAUCACAGUCUGCCGCUCAGCAGCGCCUCCUACAGCGCAGGAGGAGGCAGCUGGAGGAGCAGCAGGUCCCUGAAGCCUCGUCGUUCCCAGCAUCACUCUGUCUCCUGCUCGGAGUCUCUCCUCGUCCCGUCUCCUCGUAAACUGUCCGGCCGCUCGCUCCACAGCAGCAGCGUCCACAGCGUGACCUCGGACACGUCCCUGCUGUCCUCGCUGCUGGACGAGUCGUCCGUCCAGGACGCCACGCUGGUCGACAACCUCUGGGGUUUGGACCAUGAUGUUGAUCCCAAAGAAAGCACCAUCAUAGAGCAGAACACUGUCCUGUCAAACCGCACUCUGAUUGGCUCAGACAGCUUCUGUGUCAAACACACGGGGCAGACGCUCGGCAGGGUUUACUGCAAAGACUGUGAGCUGCAUCCGGACCAGAUGGAGUCCGUCACCACACGCAGCUCCUCCUCCAAAUACACCACCUCCUCCUCCUCACCGUCAGGGGACAGAGAACUGGAGACCUCCAUCGUCUACAGCCGAGAGCGGAGCCGCAGGAGGAGAACAGGUGUUUUGUCAUCCAUGUUGGAUGCAGGUGUGAAUGUGAGCAGGAGGGCGGCGGCCUGUGUCAUCUCCUUGCUCACUCUGAUUUGCAGUUUCCUGUCGCUGCAGAGACGCCACCACAUGACAGCUCGGCCUGAUCGCUGUGGAGUCAUGGAGCGGAAGGAGACGACCAGCCGCCUGAAGGAGGCGCUACAUCCCAAAGGAUCUCUGUGUAGAGCAGGGGGUGCCAUCCUCCGGUGGCUCAGCAGAAGAUGGCAUCACAUGACUGCUCCUGACCGUCCCGUCCUACUGACACGGUUCUCGCUCCGAUCGGUCCUGAUCCUUGUUCCUCUGCUGCUCUUCCUCAUCGGCCCAUGUUGGUUUGGCCUUGCCGGCCUACAGUCCGUCCUCGCAGCUCUAAACAUCACAGAUUGGACGAAGGUGGUCUCCGACGUCCCCGCUCUGUCCUCCAUGUACAGCUUCAUGUCCUCACAGAGCCCAUCAGCAGAGAGCUCUGCAGAGGGGUCAGGGGAGGAGCCGCUCUAUCCUCGACCUCCACCAGCCGAGGAGGAGGAGUCGGAGCGGCUGGUCGGCCUGGAGCAGAGUGUGACGGGGCUGUGGGGGCAGGUGGAGGCCGCGGGGCAGCAGGCAGAGCAGAGGCACAGGGAGGUUCUCCAGCUGUACACCGACCUCCAGCAGCGGCUCUCUGCGCAGAGCGGCGAGGACGACCUGCAGCUCCGGAUCGACCAGGAGCUGAGGAGGCGACUGGAGGAGGAGCGACCGCACAGGGAGCAGAGGGAGCAGAUGCAGCAGCUGAGUCUAUCGUCUCGUCUGGAUCAGCUGGAGCGGCUGGCGGCUCAAACACAGGAGGAUCAGCGAGAAGCUGCGUCAGCUCCACAGAAAACACUUCCUCCUGCCAUCAGUGCGGGUGAGGAGCGUCAGUCCCACGACGCCCUGCUGGUGGAGGUAGCGAGGCUGGAGGUGUCUCUGGAGGACGUGAGGCGGGAUGUGGACGGUCUGUCUGGGAUCAAGGAGCGUUGCCAACAACUCGAUGGAGUCGCGCAGACGAUCUCCGAACAGGUUUCCACUCAGGUGCGUGAGGAGGUUCGGGCUCUGGUUUAUGGGAACCAGGUGACGGUGGCAGGCGGAGGAGACGCCGUCACUCUCCCAGAGUCGCUCCUCCAGUGGCUGUCCCAGCACUAUGUCAGUAGGGCUGACCUGCAGGUGGCGCUGUCGUCUCUGGAGCGCAGCCUCCUGCAGAACAUCAAACUGCAGCUGGUGCAGCGUCGCAACGAGGAGGUCAGAGAGACCGUCCUGCAGACCACCGGCGACACCGUCACGCCGGAGGACGUCCACAGGAUCGUGAAGAACGCCCUGCGGCUGUUUUCUCAGGACCAGACCGGCCUCGCCGACUACGCUCUGGAGUCUGGAGGGGGCAGUGUUCUGAGCACUCGCUGCUCUGAGACGUUCGAGACGAAGGCGGCGCUGCUCAGUCUGUUCGGACUUCCUCUCUGGUAUUUCUCUCAGUCUCCUCGAGCGGUCAUCCAGCCGGACGUCCAUCCAGGGAACUGCUGGGCGUUCAGAGGCUCCACCGGUUUCCUGGUGAUCCGUCUCUCCAUGAGGAUCCUCCCCACCGCCUUCUCCCUGGAGCACAUCCCCAGAGCCCUGGCGCCCAGUGGGGCGCUGCACAGCGCCCCCCGAGACUUCAGCGUCUACGGUCUAGCUGAGGAGCGUCAGGACCGGGGGAAGCUGCUGGGAGCGUACACGUAUGACGAGGAGGGAGAAGCUCUGCAGACCUACGCCACCGCUGAGGAGAACGAUCAGAUGUUCCAGAUCAUCGAGGUGAAGGUUCUGUCCAACUGGGGCCACCAGGAGUACACGUGCAUCUACCGGUUCAGAGUGCACGGCUCGCCCAGGGACGUCUGAGGAUCAAACUGAGGUUUGAAUUGAAGCUGUGCUGCUCGCUGAUUGGCUGCUGAGCAUCCACGCUCUUCAGUUUAAAUGUAUUUUGUUGAUCGAAGUCUCGACAGUGACGGUAAGCCCCGCCCCCUUCAGGCGUGGUCCUGUGGAGUAACGUCACUCUGACGACUGAGUUUGACUUUUCUGUCCAUAGUUAUUUUGAUUUCUGUGUUUUGUUGGUUUUUAUCUUUGUCACACAGACGGUUUUAUAGGAUCAGCUCAUAUUUUGUAUCAACACAUACAUGAACAUGUUUUAAUUGUUCCUCCUGUUGACGCUUUAAUAAAGAAUGAUUUUAACAUGUGGCCUCUGAGCAGAUUAAUGCACUCGGAUCUUUCAGAGUUUCAGGAAAACACAUUUCUUUAAGUUUCAGUUACACAAAGAAAUAAUUUGUCAGUAGAAAAAAAAACGUUGUUUGUUUAACACAGAACAACCGAAGUCUCUUCAGGAGGAAAAACUAUUCCUGUUUUAAGAGAACUUGAAUAAACGUGUUUUUUUUACUAGGAAAUAUAAGAUAUGAUAAUCUGAUCCAGAGCAACAGAUUAAAACAUGACUGUUCACAUAGAGCAGAUAAAUAUCAAAGAAUAUUAUACUCUGCUGUCAAUAUUUUUGUCUUCAGCUGAAUAGUUUUAAUUUUUCAGUUUAUUUGAUCCAUUUUCAAGAAGACAUUUUAUUUAACACCUGCUAGUGUGAUCUGUAUUUGUAUCAGUAUUAUCUUUGUUCAAUUCAAAUAUACAUAAUUACAAUACUCUUUUCUCAUAUUGUGGGUUAAACAUGGUUUCACUGCAGUGCCAGGUUUCUGAAUCGUUUGGACGGAGACGUUUCUUAUUCCUGUUUCUCUUCAUGUGAUCAGAU